AUGCAGAAGAUGUGGUCCCCACGAUCCUGCUGGGCCAUGUGGGCAAUAGCCACGGUGCCCCUCACUGCUACAAUGAAGCUGACGCAGGAGCUGAACACUUCUGCCAUGAAAGCGGAGAGCAUCGUCUCCAGUUACUCCUCUAAGGACUCCUCGCACCGCAUCAAUGCCUCAUGGGGAUUCAUUGGGGAUUUUGUGUCGGAUGUCGCGGACGAAGUUGGUAGCACCGUCGACAUGCUUGUCAGAGCAGGUUUGACUGUCGGAACAGUUACUGCCAACGCCGCCGUGGUGGUCGGGAAUCAGUACAUCAGGAACCCGACGCUGCUCUACCAGGACCUGUCCGGCAGCAUCAAGGACGCUGUGAGAAGCAUGAAGAGCGGGACGUUCCCGGCGAUGCCCGCACCCCUAGAAGACUUUGCCCCGGCUGGGCAGCUUAUAGCACAAACGGGGGUGCGCCUGCGCGGGGUCAUGCUGGAGCACGCGAACAAGAUGGCCGGUGAAGGGCGCAAACUGGGUCUUGAAAUGGGACAUCGCAUGCUUCAAGGAUUGCCAAUAACCGCUCUCAACUGCAUCGUUCAUCACUUCUCACUUUGCGAGCUUCUCAUUGGCCAUGAGUGUGAUUGCAGUCAUGGCAGAAGUUACGUCAGGCUCGGCAACGAUGGCCAAUGGGUGGAAAUGCAGUGUACGUACACCAAAACGUCCGAUUUUACGACCGGCUUCGGGAUCACGGCAUCUGUCGACAGUAAUGGAGACACGGAGUCUGGGGCCCUGCCGGGGACUGCGAGGGAACGGGAGGCCAUCAACGACUUCAAUGAUAUGGUGGACAACAUCAAGAAGUCCAUGAAUGGGCCCGGCGCGAUGCAAAAGCAAUCCCCUCCUGGGUCAUGCGAGGCAGGUCUGGAGGUGGCCAUCGACGGAAUCUCGAAGUUUACACCGGUCUUGUACACGAAAGCAUGGUCGAACGGAGACACACGGUUCGAUGUCCAGGGCACUGUGCUUGUAUCCUACGAGACGAUGGUUUCCGGGCAGGGUAGCUGCAGCUACACGCUCACGAGGGGCGUGCCGAAGAAACCCAUAACAAAGGUGAUCUGUGCCGCACCUUUCUGCAUCUUGAUAUCGCUUCAGAUGGUUGCAACUUUGGUGGGGGAAGGCGUCCUCACCGGAACAAUCCAUAUGCGAAACGAUGCGGAAUUCAGCAUUCGUGCCCACGGAACGGUGAAAGAAGAUGGUUCCUUCAAUGUGUAUGUGGACAAGCCGACCCUUACUAGGAACCAGGACCAGGUUGAGAUGGCGGCGAGCGCAGCGGCAUCCCUAAAAUUGAGCGUGGGGCCGGAACUCGUCGUUUGGCCUAUGCCUGGCAUUCCUCUGACCUUCCACCCGACGCUCAAUGCUGAAGCCAGAGCACAGGGCACGAUCGAACACGCUCCGAGUACGCUGCUUCUCGAGACGUCUGAUCGGGUCUCUCCUCGCUCGAGCCCCAACAGCAGCUUCCUCGAGUCGCAGGAGACCCGUUCUAGCGAGCUCCCUCAAUGUGGCGCAGCCGCGGUGAGCGUCUACUCCGAGUUUGGAAUCGAAGGCUUCGGGCUGCCCAGGGUGCUCAGAGAGCUCCCCGGCUUCAUCAAGGAGAAGCUGAGGGAAGGCAUGGAAAAGGGUGUGGAGGCCUGGAGGCGACAGAAUCAGAUCCACCACCAUUGCUUUCCUGGUGCCGAUUUGCCCAGUGCGCCCUCUAUCGUGGCAGACAUCUUCGGGGCUUUGAUUCCGGGCUGGCCCCUUGGCUUCGACGUCCCCUCGUUUCAGCUGCUGCCACCUCAGAGGCUCUUCUGCAAGCGGGUCUGGGAAACGCCAGCCCACUUCGAGCAGCUCCCCUGCGCAGAAGAGCUUGGGUGCGAGACCGCUGGCCAGGGACCACCAAAGUCGGACGUCGUGGCUGUGCCACCGGAGCAAGUAGAAACGCCGCCGCAAGGACCUGCUCCCAGCGCACAUCAGUGCCAGCAUCUUCCAGUGGUGGGAGAUCGGUUUAUCCAGAUCGGCAAGUUUCGCAUUGCCGCCUUGGACGACGACUAUCUAACAAUCUCGCAUCAGGACGGUCACCAUCCAGUGUCGCUUGUCGUCUCCAAGAACACCGCCGACACUUUCCCUUUUCAUCGCAUCCCUGCAGGUGAUCGUGCGCGGGUCACCAACGCGGGGUCCAUCUGGGACAGGCAACACGUGGCCAAAGAUAUCGAGUUUGGCUUCAAGUACAUCCAGAUUGGAAAGUUCCGCCUCGGCGAUUGGGAAGGGUGGCACUUCUCAAUUGCGCAUGUGGACACGAAGAGGACCUGCGUUCUCUGGAGGGACGAUGGGCACAUGAACUGGGACGUUCAUUUCAACAACGUCCUGGACCGCUUCGUGGGUGCUCCGGCGGGCAUCAGCAUUGGAUGGAAGUUCCUGCAGAUUGGUAACUUCCGUUUCGGUGAGUCGGGCGAUCAUCUGGCGUUGCAGUUCGGGCGCUAUCGAGAUAACGGAGACUGGCAGCGGCGCACUCUUCAGAGCUUCCAUUCUCUCGGUGGCUCUUCGCGGGACCGGCCCUGGGAUUAUCUCUCCGUGUUUAAUCGUCCGGCGGCCGAGUGGCCAUGCAAGAACAUCGGCAAGCUUGCCUAUGGAGAGUGCAAGAUGUUCGGAUCCUGGGGAGACCGCUUCCUCCAGCUCGGCAACUGGCGCCUGGCGGCUCUGGAUGCGGACCACUUCAGCAUCUCCCACAAGGAUGGCCAGAACGCAAUCUACAAGAGCAAUGGCCACUUCUACUGGAAGCGCACGAGCGACAGAGCCUGGCGCAGGCCCCUCGGCUUUCCCCAUGGCAUCGUCUUCGGGUCGAAGUUCGUCCAGAUUGGUCAGUGGCGCCUGGCCGCAAUGGAUGACGACCACAUGAGCAUUUCCCACCAGAAUGGCUUGACCAACCGGCUCUUCGUGGCAAUCGAUGGGGCCAUCAUCGAUCGGCCUGGUGCAACAGGAAAGGACUGGAAUGCCUGGCGCAACGAGGACCUCGCGAGUAAAGCCUUAAGUGCCGGCAUCUCCGGUGUGGGCUACGGGGACAGAUUCCUGCAAAUCGGCCACUUCCGCCUCGGAGUGGGGGAGUUUGAUGAUCUGCUCGUCAGCCACAAAAACCCGACCACUGGCUUCCCACGAACUUUCCAAGUGUACCAAAAGAGCGGAGACGUCCUCGGCCAGCAACCGGAGGAGUCGCACCAUAACCAUGUGCACCUGGUCGAUCGUCAUGCACAGUGGCAUUGUGGCAACAUCCAGAGCAUUCUCGGCUCAUGCCCUGGCAUCACCGCAGGCAACGGCUUCAUACAGUUGGGCUCUUGGCGGCUGGCAGCGAUUGACUCCUGGGAGUUCUCGAUCUCCCACCUAGAGCUGACGCCCAUCAUGAGCUUCACCUCCGAUGGGCGUAUGCACCGCCAUAGCGGAACAACCAGCUGGGAUCGUGAAGCCAGGUACGUGGCCCCCGGGGAGUUGGGGGAGGUCACGCUGGGUGAUCGCUACAUCCAGUUUGGUAAAUACUGGCGCAUCGGCCAAGCGACUGAUAACGACUUCUCCAUCUCUCAUGUCGAUGGCAAGGUUCCGGUGGUCUUCCAUAAAGAUGGAGUGACAUAUCCCCACGAGCACAGCGGCUUCGACUAUGCCCGCUACAAUCUUUGGAACCCCCCCCACGAACCUUCCCGCCGCCACGUCGGUGAACCUUCAGGCAUCGGGUUUGGUGAUGGCUUCGUUCAGAUCGGCGACUUCCGAAUUGGAGAUGUUGAUCAUGCGCGCCUGUCUGUCGCAAAUGCGAAGACUCGGAGGACGAGCGAGACCUUUAAAAAAGAUGGACAUACGGCGGACAGCGGCUCAACAGAAUGGACAACCCUGGGGCGGCCGUUCCAUGAUUGCCAGGUCAUCCCCUACAAGGAUCGGAACUUCACGACGUCGCCCGUCGCCUUCUACAACCCAUUACAUGGGCGCUGGCUACAAAUGAACAAAGGGAGCACCGACAUGAGCGCCAGUGCUGACCAGAGGGCACACGGUGGGCCUUUCUCGUUGCGGCUUCACUGGACCUAUGAGCGCUUCGCGGUUGUCGACGUCGGCAACGGGGAGAUCGGACUUCACAACACCCUCAGCAACCGCUUCGUGAAGAUGGAAGGGUCGGAGAUGAUGGUCAGCUCGGUCAAGGACGUGGACGACUUUGAGGCGUAUUGGGAUCUGGAGCGCUUUCGCAUCGUCGAUGGGGGAGACGGAAUGGUGGCGCUCUACCACCCGCGCAACAAUCGUUUCGUCACCAUGCAGGCGGACGGACACGUCAGACCAAGCGGCAUCCCGCCCGACGGGGCAAACCUGCCUGGCGAUUGGUCAUGGGAGCGCUUUUACAUGAUGCCCGUGAGAAAUUUUCUCGAACCCGACACGCUUGUGGCCCUGUACAGCGAUGCUCACGGCCGCUUCCUCCGCAUGUAUGACCAUGGGGGUCACUGCGACAUGGACAGCAGCGCAUCUGGACCAAGCCUCCCCGACGCUUGGACGUUGGAGCGGUUCAGAGUGGUGGAUGCAGGCAAUGGCAUGGUUGCGCUGCACAGCCACGCCUACAAUAAGUACGUGCUGAUGGACGACCACUUUAACGUUGGUUGCAGUGCUCACUCCCCGACCGGAAGCAGCGAACUCCCCAACCACUGGGGCUGGGAGGCUUUUGUCCCUGUUCCCAUGGCCUUUCAUGCGCACCAUCUUGAGAUCGCCCUGUGGCAUGCUACUCACCACCGAGCCAUCCGGAUGAAUCACCACAUCGUCGACGCGAGCCCGUACGCAGCCCUCCAGGACCUGGCCAUGAACACGGUCAUGCCCUGGGAGAAGUUUCGGGUCGUCCUGCUGGCAGACCCCAUGACCUAA
Messenger RNA from Symbiodinium sp. CCMP2592, 4890 nucleotides. Lineage: Eukaryota; Dinophyceae; Suessiales; Symbiodiniaceae. The record is from the annotation of a GenBank genome assembly.